AUGGGAUUCCAACAAUGUCUUCCCGUCAUUGUCAUGGCGGCACUAUUGCUACAACAACUGCAGACUGUCACCACUGAGAUUUUGAGCUCAAGCGAUGAGGCGAAACUGGUCAGCUUGCUAAAGAACGUGAUGGAGUGUCGUCAGAUCCCUGGCCUAACCAUGACUAUUGUCAAGGGUAAGGAGCAUAGCAUAAUUCCCCUAGGUGUGUCCAACAAGGAAACCAACGAAGCAGUCACCCCAAGGACUUUGUUCUACCUGAGCACUAUCACCCAAGCCUUCACUGCCACCCUUCUGGCACAGCUCACUCAGAGAUCUGAAGGCAGCAUACAGUUUGAUGUGCCCAUCGCACAGCUGAUUGGUCCUGAGCUGCAACUAUCCAGCGAGAGACUGACAGAGACGGUCACUCUGAGGGACGCUCUCAUGCACAGAACAGGCCUGUCUACAGGAAGUAUUGCUGGAAUGACAGGGCUACCCCAAGCGAUGUCGAGGAGCCAAGUUAUCAGCAACUUGAAAGAAAUACCCAUGCAAGCAGACUUUAGAGACGACUUCCGGUUCAACCAGUUUGGCAUCACCCUGGCGGCAUACGUCGGGGAGAAGGUCACCAGUAGUACCUGGGAGAAGCUGAUGCGGGUCCAUCUGCUGGACAAGUUGCUGAUGACCUCAACAACUGUGGCCACCGACGACCGGUCCAGUCCGGAUUUUUCCAGGUCAUACGUGUCAGUUGAUGGUCUUCUGGUGGAGACUGAUCCUAAGAUUUUUGACAUAGGUCCUUUGGCCCCGGCUGCGACGAUGUUCACAAACGCCGAGGACAUGGUCAAGGGUCUCAAGUUCUUCCUGGGAGACCCGUUCUUGCUGUCGCAGACUCGCAUGCCAGCCCCGCUGCUCGAGGAGCUGAUGAUCCCACGAAUCCUGCUGCCCAUUGGCUAUCGCGCCAGUCUCGACAGAAGCAGCUACAUCUGGCCGGUACCGGACAUCAAUGUGGGAUAUGGCAUGGGAUUCUUCACCAAUGUCUAUCGAGGAUUUCAGGUUCCGUGGGCUGGCAGUACCACUCAUGGCUUUAGCUCCAUAAUGUGGCUCAUCCCAGAGAGAAGUAUCGGCAUUUUCCUUUCCAUCAACGGACAGAAACAUUCGCAAAUACCGCUUGCAACACUGCAG
Messenger RNA from Candidula unifasciata, 1155 nucleotides. Lineage: Eukaryota; Metazoa; Mollusca; Gastropoda; Stylommatophora; Geomitridae. The record is from the annotation of a GenBank genome assembly.